UGUGAGCAGGACUGGGAAUACUAUGACGGUAGCUGUUAUUUCCAUGAAGGGAACAUUAAGACAUUUAGUGCAGCCCAGGCCAACUGUGAAUUGAAACAAGCCAAUCUUGUAACUGUCAAUAAUAUAAAUGAGCACAAGUUUCUUAGCGUUCUUAUGGGACGCUAUGGGGCUUGGAAUGGCCUCAACAGUCUAAACGACACAGAAGUAUUUGAGUGGAUCAGUGGAGAAAAGGGCAAUUUUACCAACUGGCUGCCAGGUCAACCGAACAAAAGAUACCACUGUAUUCAUAUGCUCCAAAAAGGAGAGCACAAGUGGCGCACGAAGGCAUGUUCAUCCACACUCAGGUCGAUUUGCGAAAAA
Molecule: messenger RNA, 360 nt
Organism: Porites lobata
Lineage: Eukaryota; Metazoa; Cnidaria; Anthozoa; Scleractinia; Poritidae
Source: the annotation of a GenBank genome assembly